Molecule: messenger RNA, 2837 nt
Organism: Gadus macrocephalus (Pacific cod)
Lineage: Eukaryota; Metazoa; Chordata; Actinopteri; Gadiformes; Gadidae
Product: neuronal pentraxin receptor-like
Exons: 3
Source: RefSeq, a predicted model, not a curated record
UCUUCAUCUUGUAUUUCUUUAUUAAAUCUCCUCUCUUAUCUCCGUUUCGCACCCUCUCCUCCUGUUCCUGCCUCCCUCUUCGUCCCUCUCUCCCCAACCCCAGGCUCCUCCUCGUCACCUCCGUCCUUCCCAGAGGGCUUCCGGGUAUCGUUCCCAUCCCGGACCAACUACAUGUAUGCCCGGGUAAGGGCCAGCCUGCCCCAGCUGAGGGCCAUCACCGCCUGCAUGUGGCUGCGCUCCACGGAGGAGAGGGGGCCCGCGGGCACCCCACUGUCCUACGCUGUCCCAGGGCAGCCCAACGAGCUGGUGCUCCUACAGGGUCCCCGCUCGGCCCUCGAGCUGCUCAUCAACGACAAGGUGGCCCAGCUGCCGUUGAACCUUACCCGAGGCAGCUGGCAGCACAUGUGUGUGAGCUGGAGCCAGAAGGGCGGAGCUUGGCAGGCCUACCAGGGAGGGAGGCUGAAGGGGGAGGGGCACGGCCUGGCACCUGGACAUCACCUCCGGGCCGGGGGGCAGCUGGUCCUGGGGCAGGAGCAGGACUCGCUGGGCGGGGGUUUUGACUCAACCCAGGCGCUGGUGGGGGAGCUGGCCCAGGUGGGCCUUUGGGACCGUGUGCUCACCCCUGUCCAGGUGGCGGGUCUGGCCCGCUGUGGGCGUGUGGCGCAGGGCAGCCUGACCAGCUGGACGGAGAGGGAGGUGGAGGUCCAUGGAGGAGCCACCAAACACCCCGGGGAGCCCUGCAGUAAACAUAGCCGGAGCUCCCAGUGAGCCGGAGGGGGAAGACCAGAACCAUGUGUAGGGGAAAGGUGUUGCCACGUGUUUCAUUAGCCCCCCGCCCCCCCUCCCAGUGUGAGAAGAGAAAAAGUCCCACCUCCCAGUGUGUUAUUGAAAGAUAAACUUAACAAAAUAAUUUCAUCUCGAGCCAUAGAUGGAAGAAUGGUUAAAAAUAAUUACUGGCUCGUCUGAUCUCUGCUUGGGUCUUGUAGUGUAACAGUUACAGGAAUUAUUAUGAUUAGGGCAUCCUCGUACUGUGAACCUAUUGGACAAAGGGUUUGUCUGUUCAAUUCUGCUGGGAGCCUUUUGGAUAGAAAGUUUGUAAUUCCUAUCACACUGGGAGCCUACUGGACACAGAUCUUGUCUAUCAAAUCAUGCUGUGAGUUUAUUCGACACAAGAAAGGCCAUUUAAGUAUGGCUGAGCUAGCUUAAAAAAACAAGGGCUAAAGCACAGUGUGAGUGUUAGCCAUUUAACAAAUCACCCACAUGUACACACUAACACACAAACACACACAAAGAAUUAGCAUUGUGCUAGUUCCCAGGCUGGACUUCACUUCACCUUCCCAUGUCGGAGGCGCAGCAGAGAUGAAGGGGUUUCGUGAAGGAGGUAUGUGGGUAUUGCAUAUUGAUGGUGGGGAGAGGGAGAGCCAAUAGUGGGAGAGAGGGAGGUUGUAAUUCAAGGAGAGAAUAGCCGUUAUUCAUGUGAGAAUACGAUGAGAAGCAAAGAACAGCGUGAGAGUUUUUCACAAAGAUAAGCCAAAAAGACGGGAGAGGAGGUGGUGUAGGAGAAGGAGAAGAAGAGGAAGAGUAGGAGGAGGAGGAGGAAAGGUUAUGGUAUAAAUAUAUGGAUUCAGUUGGUAGCUGGCUGACUAGUAGACUUAAAAAAAAAAAGAAUCUCUAUUUGUUUUCCAUUUUUGCCCAGUAUAUUUAGACAUGUGUCAUGAUUGCCCCUCCAUAUCUUUCUGCUAUUAUGGCGAGGGCUAGUAUUUGGCCCAAUUUUGCAAUUAGUGUCUCAAUCUAAAAUAAGACUUAGUGAUUUGUGCUGCCUAUGAGGCCGCUAGUUGCAGAAUGGAGAGGUAGUGGUCUUGCCAGGUCUCAGCACCACACACUAACUGGAAAGAAGGACUUGAAGUGUGAGGUUAUUACACUCCUCUUCGAGGCAAACAAAAGUAUACUAUACAAUUAUUUUCAUAUGUAUAUUAGACAGCAAAUCCAAUAAGUUCAAUAUAAUCAUCAAUUUGCCAUAUUCAUUCCGAAACUAUGGAACACGAAAUUUUGCGCUUGAAUGAAAACCAACCGACUUCAACACAUUCCACCUGUUUUUGAAACACACUGCAAUGUUUCUGAUUUUUGUUUUGUAUAGUAAUUCAUUCGUUUUUCGGUCAAUUAUUGAACGGUACAGCAUCCUCCUGUGCUUCAAAUGCAACCACCAAAUCUCUUUGUUAACACUUUUCUAACCAGUUUUUCUGUUUUAUUUGAAGGCUUCUGCUGUCUUGUGUGUGAGGAAAAGUGCCUGUUAGGGUAUUCACAGCCAUGUACAAAUUCACAUUGCAUACAAUCUGAUUUAUUUUUGCUGCUGGACAAACCCACACUGCUAUUCACGAUAUUUUCUGACUAAUUAACCACCAGUAAGGCUAUCUCGGGGGAAUAAAAAAAGAAAAUGACUCCUAGAUUUGCAAAGUGGCAAGGUACUGUUACAGCUGCAACUGGUGCCUAAUGAGUGAGUCCACAUACGUUGUUUAGCAUGUACUUGUACUCCUGAGUGCGUUUUGCACUGUGCUUUGUUGUUAAUACGACUGUUUUGUUCGGUAUGUAUCCUGCUUUUUCCUUAGGGCUUUAAAUGCAGCGGUGUUACUUUGAGGACUAGCUGUCCAGUUUUUAUUAUCAAUAUAGACUUUUUUUUUUACAAGUUUGCAUCAGUAUGUGAUUAUUUCUAUCUUUGUUUGUAAAUGAUGCUACUAUGUCAGUGUCCCGUGGCUUUGUUGUGUACUGUUUGCCGUAUAAAAUGCAUUGAUGAUGAUGUAUUUCUCACAAUCCAGACAAAUAAAGUUUGGAUUUUAAAU